AUGUUCUGGAAGCUGGCCUUAACCACUAUCUUGGUGUGGACCCUCUGUGUUGCCACGGAAACAAAAAAGCCACGGCCCCAGAGCGCCAUCCCAUCCCCUUACAAGCUCAAAGGCAAUGAACUGAUGUCAUCACCGGGCUCAUCCUUACCCCUGCAUCUGUUUGUGGGCCAACCCAAAAAAGGAAAGCACGAGGUGUUGUCGUCGAGUCGUGAGGCGCUCGUCGUAACUGAACGACGCUAUCUGAGAAGCGACUGGUGUAAGACGCAACCUUUGAGACAGACAGUAAGCGCAGAUGGCUGCGUUAGCCACACCCUCAUCAAUCGUUUCUGCUAUGGACAGUGCAAUUCGUUCUACAUCCCCCGUCACCUCACCGGCCAAACGACGCGAGGCCGAAAAUCGUCAGCGGCAACAGAGAAAAGAUUGCAGGACACUUCUUUUCAGUCUUGCGCCUUCUGCAGGCCUCAUCGUGUUACCACAGUGACAGUGCGGUUGCACUGUCCCGGUCUGGAGCCUCCGUAUCGUCACCGGAAAGUUCAGCGUGUCAAACAGUGCAGGUGUGUGUCAGUCAGCGUUAAUGACACAGUCUGA
Messenger RNA from Chanos chanos (milkfish), 588 nucleotides. RefSeq names its product gremlin 2, DAN family BMP antagonist a (gene grem2a). Lineage: Eukaryota; Metazoa; Chordata; Actinopteri; Gonorynchiformes; Chanidae. Gene Ontology annotation, molecular function: receptor ligand activity; BMP binding. Gene Ontology annotation, biological process: animal organ morphogenesis. The record is from RefSeq and is a predicted model, not a curated record. The transcript has a single exon. Bases 1 to 588 code for a protein of 195 amino acids.